Anolis carolinensis (green anole) is the source of this 1055-nucleotide messenger RNA. RefSeq names its product methenyltetrahydrofolate synthetase (gene mthfs). Gene Ontology annotation, molecular function: 5-formyltetrahydrofolate cyclo-ligase activity. The coding region runs from base 365 to 856 and encodes 163 amino acids. Gene Ontology annotation, biological process: folic acid-containing compound biosynthetic process; tetrahydrofolate interconversion. The transcript has 3 exons. Gene Ontology annotation, cellular component: mitochondrion. The record is from RefSeq and is a predicted model, not a curated record. NCBI's taxonomy places the organism in Eukaryota, Metazoa, Chordata, Lepidosauria, Squamata, Anolidae.
CGCCUCCUGCUCGGGCUCUUUUUCUCUGUUCGAAACCGGCGUGACGAGAACCAUAAAAAGGACAGGGAUUAUUUAAAGGGACAGAGUCCCGCUCUGGCCGUGCGAUGGAAACGUGGGAAAGCGACUGCACUGAGCUCCCUUUGUGAAGCAUCCCAGGGAGGAAAAAAAGCUCAACGUUGAGUCAAGAGGGCAAACUGCAGGGGAAAUAAAUGCCACAUAGACAUUGGAAAGAGCUUCCUGACUCUUUAAGAGUUGUUCAACAGUGGAACUCUCUGCUUUGGAGGCUUUUGAGCAGAAGCUGGAUGGUCAUCUGUCGGGAGUGCUUUGAUGGUGCUUUUGCCUGGCUGGAUGGCCUUUGUAAGUGAUGCAACAUGCUCAGUACCAAGCAUCGCGGCGCAUUGCCGUCUUCCUAAGCAUGCCGGAUGAGAUCCAGACGGAUGAAAUCAUCAAGGACAUUUUUCACCAAGGCAAGGACUGUUUCAUCCCACGGUAUGAGCCGCAGAGCAAUCACAUGGACAUGGUAAAGUUGGCUUCCUACGAGGAAAUUGCCUCUCUCCCUCUGACAUCCUGGAACAUCCAUCAACCUGCCGAAAACGAUGGCCGGGAAGAAGCCUUGACUGCUCCAGAGGGUCUUGAUCUCAUCCUCAUGCCAGGACUUGGGUUUGACAAACAUGGCAACCGACUGGGAAGAGGAAAGGGGUACUAUGACGCCUACCUGAGCAGGUGUAUGCAGCACCCCAAAGGAAAGCCCUACACCAUUGCCUUAGCUUUCAAAGAACAAAUGUGCGAAGCCAUCCCCACAUCCGAAAAUGACGUGAAAGUUGAUGAAAUCCUGUGCGAUGAAAGUAAAGGCUGAUCACUUUAAUAAACGACUCUGAUGAACAGAUGAUAAUUUUUGAAAAUGGAUUUUGAAAGGUCCUUAUUCACCCUCAUUGUUGCGAUACUGAGUGUGAACUGCUAUGCGUGAAUGGCUUUCCACAAGACUUAAUAGUUUCAUUGAGUGUAGAAUAAUCAUGAUUUAAAAUAAAGAAAUACUAUAUUUCUGUUCACUAGAA